Phasianus colchicus (ring-necked pheasant) is the source of this 5682-nucleotide messenger RNA. The record is from RefSeq and is a predicted model, not a curated record. NCBI's taxonomy places the organism in Eukaryota, Metazoa, Chordata, Aves, Galliformes, Phasianidae.
GGAUGGGGAUGGCAGUAGGGAGCCCUGGCUGCUGCCAGCUGGGAGUGGCUUGCUGGGCUGGCAAUGCAGCGUCAGAGCACAGGAUGCUAAAAAUAGAGCCCGACGUGAUCAGAGCAUGCUGAGCCCCUGCGUUCUGCUCCUCCCCUCCUCCCGUUCUCACUUGCUGAGCUUUGAAGAGGAAAACGUCCCCUUCCUGCAGUGCUUUGGGCUGUGCUGGGGGAUUUUGACUCAGAAGCAAAGGGGGAUUCUUCUGUAUUUCGAGGGCAGAAGGGAGGGCCAAGGGGUCUGUAGGGGAAUGGGAUUGGCUGCGGUCUGGAAGAACCCAGAACAGUACAGCAGUAAUGUUGAGAACAAUAAAUCAGAAAGCAGAGAGUCAGAGGGACUGGGGACCUGUGUCCCUGCUGUGUCCUUGCUGGAAGAAGCUUCCUUUCCCUGUGGGAAGAUGGUCAGUGUCUGACACCACAGCCUGAAACAAAGUCCAUCCCAUUCAGCUCCUUGGUGUGGAUCCCUCCAGGAGAUGGGCAUGGAUGCAGUACAGCUCUAGAGGAUACUAUGGUGAAAGUGUGUGUGGGGACAGUUUAGUUCUUCCAUCCCAUCCUGCUGACAGCUGUUCCCACCCCAUGCCCUUGCCCCUGCCACCUGAGCUCCAUAGGACUCCCUGUUCUCCAGCACAUCUCCUAUGGUUCUGUUUGUUGUUGCUUCUGUGUGCGUGUAGAUGCCUUAAGCACGUGUUUUGCCCGGUGCAGGUGUCACUCAGCUGCCUGUGCAAUCUGGGGAAAACAAACAAGAUGUGGCAACUUUUGGAGCAGAAAGUGAACGCAGCCCGCUGUGACCUGCUCUUCACUGAGGACAUCAAUCGAAGGAUGCAGGUCCCCAACAGACUCACUGUGGCAAAUAGCUUCAGCCCUGUGGAUGAGGAGCCCAUGCCUGAAGGUGUACCCCCUUCCUUUCCAACACACAUCCCUGUUAGGAUUUCACUUGCAGCAUCAGAUGCAGAUCUGAGACCCAUCCUGCUGGACCAGCAGAGGAAUGUCCCCUGCACUGAGGUGUGCGUGUCCCUAGACUCCUCGGCUCAGCACUUUGCACUGGGGGAGCUUCCUUUUAUGCACAUGGCUGGCAGAUCAAGUGCCCAGAAUCGCAGACGACUGGGCCACCACAGCAGCAGGUCACGGCGGCAGAGCCAGCACAGCAGUGGAUCACGGCGGUCCCCAAGUGACAGCACCCAGCUGGCCUUGCCCAGCCCAGCCCUGCACCAUGAGCGGCUGGAUACCUGCCCCCCACCAGCUCACAGUGCUCCACUUCCCCUCCUUGCCAGGACGGGCAGGAUCUAUUCCAUGCAGAACAUCUUCCAGACCAUGUACCUGCUGGGCCAGGUGCUCUUCCACCGUUUCCAGAACUCUCUGCGAGACCCAGUGCCAUCCAGCUCCCAGGAGGUUGGCGCAGCCCCAGAGGAGGUCAUCGUGGCUGAGGCUGCAGCAAUGAAAAAGGAGCUGGCAAGGAUCUCGGAGCGGCUGUGUGUGCUGGAGGAGCAGCACAAGGCUUGGCGGAAAGAGGAGCCCCUGGUGUACUCCAUGCUGCUCUCUGCCUGCCUCGUCAACACCUGGCUCUGGCUGUGGAGAUGACUCUGUGCCUUGGGCUCCCUGACCCACCCUGGGUGAGAGCAGAGAAAGGAUCCUUGCUCACUUAUUGUGGAUGGUAAAACUGUGUGUUUCUUCUGAACUUGACCUGCUUCUUGGUAUCCUUUAGGAUCUGAGGUGGAACCAUAAAGCUGGACUUGGUGCCACAGCAGCUGGAGAUGGAUGACAGGGAGUGGUGGGGUGGGACAGAGAGCAUGGUCCAGUGUGCACAGUCCCAGGGCUGGGCUGUGUUUGGUGUGUGGUAGCAACUAUGUGGCAUGUUUGAUGGGGUCAAUUGUCACAUGGGAAGCUGCUGUGGAAAACCCAAGCCUCAUAAGAAAUUUGUGAAUGACACAGGAGGUAUUUGUCCUGCAUAGAUCAAUGGGAGAGCCUCUGCCCCUUGGGCUGUGUAUUGGAGGAGGCACAAAGCCAAGUGUUAGGUUUCUGUGGACAUCAGGUCCUGUUACAAUCUUAGGCCAUGUUGAACUGGUCCCCUCCUGUGUCACAGCUUGGAUAACUUAGUUCUGCCUCCAUAAAAUUUCUCAGCCAAUUCAUAGAACCGCAGAAUGGCUUGGAUUGGAGGGGAACUUUCAGCCCACCCAGUCCCAGCCCCUGCCAUGGGCUGGCUGCUCCCAAACAGCUCAGGCUGCCCCCCCCAUCCCACCUGGCCUUGAGCACCUCCAGGGAUGGGCACCCACAGAUCUCUGGGCAUCAGCACCAGUUGCUGUGGUCCCUUCUUCAACUUCUACCCCAAAAGCUUGUGCAGAGUGUUUGGGUGUUUUUGAACUGCUGCUAGGUUUUCUUUGUUUCCCUGAGCAACUGUGUGAGUUGUCCUGUGCCAGGGCAGCCCCUGCUCCAGGAGAGGGGUGGGCCUGGAGGAGCCAGGGGCUGCCAUCUGCAGGGGAGUUGGACCAAAUGACCUUUAAAGGUCCCUUCCAACUCAAACAAUUCUAUGAUUCUAUGGUCUCUGCUGUGGCACCACCUCCUCGGCUCCUGUUGUGCUGGAGGCUCUCAGCAGUGGUUUUGCAAGCACUCGGAUCCCAGGUGGCUAUAAGAGCACUGCUGAGUUCUGGACUCUGGACUUAUCCAGGAGCUUGGCUUUUUCCCAGAGAGAUGUACAUGGGAAACCUCCCCAGGGUAAUUGUAAGACCUUGUAAUAACAGCGCAGGCAGCAGACAGGCCAUGGACAGUUGCCCAUUUGGGCAGCAGUGGUUAUCUGUGAGAUUGCCAGUGCCAGAGGGCAGGAUCACUCCCAGUCUGCUGCCAAGUUGUAACUUCAGCAUGGUACAACAGCACAGGUGAGGGGAAUCCUUGGCUCAGGUGCCAAAAACCAAGCCCAGUUCAACAGCUCUGCUGUUUCUUUCCUUCCUUGAUGUUUAGGAACACUUGGAUUCACAGUGAACUGUGGUUCAUCCAACACAUCUGCUAGAGUGGUGCCUGCAGGCCUGGGGCAGGUGUUGGCAAUAGGACUUCUCUGUCCCACCUAUAAAUGAUUGUAGCUGGAUCUGCAAAUCACCCAGAUGUCUCAAUGGCUUAUUUACAGACAUGGAUGCUUAGCUGUUCCCUGCCUGCUGCUGCAUCAAGUCUGCAUGGCUGUAAAUCUGGCAGCUGGACAUUUACUAAUAAAUAACUGUCCCACAAGUAAUUGCAGGUCUGAACCUGUGGCUGAUGUCUGGGUUGAGGAACAGCACUGGGAUUUACUGCAGGUGAGAGCAGGAAGGGGGUCUGUGGUGCUGUGUUUAAGGGAUGGCAGCAGGGCUCCUGGCAUGGCUCAGGGAUGUGGACAGGCUGGAAAUACAUGGAAGUGAGGUGAUCAGAUGGGAUGUGUUCCUGAAGGCUAAUUAUUGGCAGUUUGUAUUGGGUAGAAGGUGAUUUUUUUGUCCUGGUUUCAGCUGGGACAGAGUUGCAUUUUUUCUUCAUAGUGCCUGGUAUGGUGCUGCAUUUUGGCUUUGGGCUGAUAACACACCGAUGUUUGGCUGUUGCUGAGCAGUGCUGCAACUACCAAGGACCUUUCAGUCUUCAGCUUCUGGCACUGUGCUGCCAGUGAGGGGCUGGGGAGGCACAGGGAGAUGGGAGGGGAUGAAGCAAGGACUGCUGACCACAGGGGUGUUCCAUACCACAUGGCAUCAUGUGGAAAGCCUUGGCAGUGGUGGGGAGCUGGUGGAGCAGCUGCUGCUUGGGGACUGGUGGGCAUUGGUAGGUGGGUGGUCUGCAAUUACAUUGUGCAUCACUUACUUUGUAAAUAUAUGUUAUUAUCAUUACUGCUUUCCUUUUUCUUCCUUUUCUGUCUUAGUAAAUAUCUUUAACCUCCACCUAUGAGUUCUUUGUUUUCUUUUCCCUGAUUCUCUCCCCCCUCCCACUGGGGGGAGGUUUGAGCAAAGGGCUGUGUGGUGCUGAGCUGCUGCUGGGUCAAAUCCCAGCCCUGUGCCUGAGGCUCAAGUCCUUCUUUAAAUCUAGAAACACUGACCCAUGAAGUGCAUGUUUUAAUAAACCCUAUGUGUGCUGGAUGUGUCUUCUGUGCCACCUAAUCCUGGUUUGGGGUGGCUGAGGUUUUCCCCCUUGGCAGCAGGACGCUGCCCCGCUCUUUGGUGCAUCUGCAGUGCAUCUGCAGAUUUCCUCCUUUGUUGUCCCAGGCAGGUACAUGUGGGAGAGCUGCCUGUCCCCUGGGAAGGCUGCCACAACAACGUGCUUAGAAUAAGAGGCAGCUCGUGCAAUCUGGCACUGGAGGGAGGUGUGUGGUGUGCACCAAAGGGACAGAAGCAGUGAGGCUCCUGGAACUCUCACAUUUUUGGAGGGGGCUGCGGGCAGGGAGCAAAAGAGGUGGGAAGGGAGACAAGCUGCUGCCACUGCUUCUAGCCUGUUGCUGGUUCUGUGGCAUGGGGACAAGGGGAGGUGGUGUGUCCCUCCAGUGCUGCUAACCGAGGCUGCAGAAGUUCCACAUCUAUUCAAGCUCACUGCUGCCAAGAUUUUCAGUGAGGUGGGGAAUGAAGCUUGGUGAAGAAAAGGUGAAGUUUUGGUGCUGAAUGGACCCUGGAUGCUGGUGCUCUCAGAUCACACUUGCACGAUGUGCUUGAAUCUGUGCCCAUGGAAAGGACUGACCCAGCUUCAGUCACUGCACGCAUUUGGAUGUGAGUAGGAAAGAAUGAAAGUUAACCCCUUCCUUAUUGUCUUGGGGUUGCAAGUGUUCUGCCAGCUGAUUGUCAGAGUGGGUCUGUGUGCAAAACAACAAGGAAGACACCAGUGACAGGCUCAAUUCAAGAUCAUCAUCAAACUCUGCAGCUCUAUUCUCUGGGAUUCCUGAGAAGCAAAUGUGGCUUCCUGCUGCCUGAGAAACAGGUAACUGGAUGGAGGGGAGGGAGGGCCGGAGGGGAAGAAGGGGAUGCAUGGGAGGGAGCAGUGUCCCUCCUCCCUUUGAUCCCUGGGUACAAAGCUGCUGUGGCUGACUACUCUGACGCACACUAUGCUGUCUGGGGCAUUGAGGGAGCCCAGGGGCUGGGAGUGUGCUGCAGUGAGGGGGGACACACACUGUGCAUCGCCUGUCCUGGAUGCUGUGGGGACCCCUCACACGCAGGCUGUGGUGUUUGCUGAGGCUGCUAUGAGGAGAUGCCCCCUGCCAACUCCUGCUAGCUUGCUGGAGGCCUCAAGGGACGUCAGACUUGUAAGUAGGCAGUGUUGGCAUCUUGGUAGUGGCUCUGUCACUGUGGGGAGGUGGCUGGGUUUGUGGGCAGCUCUGCGUGGUCCCUGACCAAUGUGUGUGCAUAAUGGUGACAUGGGCAGGGCUGUGCAAGGCAUUACCCCUGAGCAUGCAGUUCAUCAUCAGUGAGAUUUGCUGUGGGAAAGCACUAGUGACCUGUCCCCAGGAGCCUGCUUUGCCCAUGUGCCUGUGGCUGCAGGGUGGUGGAGGGGCUCAAUGGGCAAGCUGCUCAAAUGCAAGGGUCUUGUACAUGCUAAGCCCAUCUUGUGCUGCUGUGUGAACAGCAUCUCUCCCCUCAGUGGCCAUGCUCUCCCAUCCCUCCUGGGGGCUGUUUUCUCACCCUUGGGCUGUGGGAGAGCUGCAGCUUGUCAC